Messenger RNA from Clonostachys rhizophaga, 1599 nucleotides. The record is from the annotation of a GenBank genome assembly. NCBI's taxonomy places the organism in Eukaryota, Fungi, Ascomycota, Sordariomycetes, Hypocreales, Bionectriaceae.
AUGUCACACAACGACUCUCACAGGGGCUCACAGCCAGCCAGCGAAACCUCUCGACUUCUCAACGACAAUACAUCCAGCGAUAAUGUGGUUUCCUUAGCAAGAAGGAAUGCAAGGAUACAUCUCUUGCUUCCUGCAGUUGGUGUAGGGAUGUUCAUGGUCGCUCUCGACCAGCUGCUGGUCAUCACCUCGUACACAAAGAUUGGCAGUGAGCUCGAAGCGUUGAACAACACCAGCUGGAUAGCUACUGCCUACUUCCUAGCCCUGACCAUCUUCCAAACUCUGUAUGGAAGGCUGAGCGACAUCUUUGGGCGCAAGGAAUGCCUCCUGUUUGCCUACAGCGUCUUUGGGCUUGGGUGCCUAGGAUGUGGCCUAGCCCGAGACAUGGUCCAGCUGUGCAUUGCGCGAGCGGUCACCGGCGUUGGCGGUGGCGGAGUGAAUGCCGUCGUGUCUAUCCUGCUAAGCGACCUGGUCCCUCUGAGGGAACGUGGCAUUUACCAAGGAUAUAUCAACAUUAUCUGGGGAGCUGGCACGUCUUUGGGUGCCCCGCUGGGAGGGUUUCUUGCUGACUCGAUAGGAUGGCGAUGGUCCUUUCUCAUCCAAGUUCCCAUGUCCGUUAUAGCGUGGCUUCUUGUCUACUUCUUCCUCCAUGUUCCCAGCAAUUCGCAUCACCACUGGCUUCGAAAGGUUCAACAGGUAGACUUUUUCGGCGCCCUCACGCUGGCCCUCGCUGUUGUGUCUCUCCUCUCGGGGCUUGACGCAGGUUCUAACUUGGGCUGGUCAGACGCCAGAUCAAUGGUCCCGCUGUCUCUUGCGCCAGCCUUGUUCGCAGCAUUUAUAUACGUCGAGGUCAAGGUUGCUAGCUACCCAUUUGCUCCCGGGCACAUCAUUUUCGACCCCAGCCUCUUUUCCUGCUACCUAACCAACUUUUUCGGAAUAGCUGGCCAGAUGGCCAUGUUCCUCUAUAUCCCUCUAUACUUGCAAGUGGUUCUGGGACUCAGCGCUGCCAGGAGCGGCACCCUGAUGACACCUUCGACUAUAGCUGUCAUACUUUCCUCCGUGGCCGGCGGGUGGAUGAUAAGACGCUACGGCAGAUUCUACUUGCCGACUGUCCUGAGCUUCGGGCUGUUGCUGCUCUCGGUGUUUCCCUUGGCCUUGUCUGUUUGGGGAAAAUCGGCCCUCGGCGUUGUCGUAGGCCUCGUCUUGGCGGCUUUGGGGAUCGGGUCUGGUAUUACUACAACUCUGGUGGGGCUUCUCUCAAAUGCUGCCACAGAGGACACGGCUGUUGCGGUCGCCUGCUCCUACCUCUUCCGUUCCCUAGGGUCUAGCGUCGGCAUCAGCCUGACAUCUGCAGUCCAGCAACAAGUCAUCCGAUCCCAGCUGGAGGCUAGGCUCGGGGGCGAUGACGAUGUCGCCCGUGAAAUAGAGAAAAGAGUUCGGCAGAGUCUUGACUACAUCAACGAGCUGCCGCCUGACCUUCAAGAUCUGGUGCGGUCAGUCUAUCAAAUAGGAACGUUGAGUGCCACCGUGCCCACAGCUGUAUUCCUAGCGGCGGCCUUUCUUGUAUCUCUGUGGAUUAAAGAUAAGGCACUUAGAAAGUAG